Molecule: messenger RNA, 1230 nt
Organism: Indicator indicator
Lineage: Eukaryota; Metazoa; Chordata; Aves; Piciformes; Indicatoridae
Gene: KCNK13
Product: potassium two pore domain channel subfamily K member 13
Exons: 2
Coding region: 1-1230 (409 amino acids)
Biological process (GO): potassium ion transmembrane transport; stabilization of membrane potential
Cellular component (GO): membrane
Molecular function (GO): potassium ion leak channel activity
Source: RefSeq, a predicted model, not a curated record
AUGGCGUGUCGCGGCGGCUGCUGCUCCAGCGCGGGUCGCCUGAACGCGGACAACGCGCGGUUCCUCCUGUUGGCGGUGCUGAUCGUGCUGUACAUGCUGUGCGGCGCCGCCGUCUUCUCGGCCAUCGAACUGCCCACGGAGCGAGAGGCCAAGGAGCGCUGGGAGGAGCGGCUGGAGAACUUCACUCGGCGCCACAACCUCAGCCGCACCGAGCUCCGGCACUUUCUCCGGGAGUACGAGGAGGCUAGCGUGGCCGGCAUCCGCGUCGAUGACAUCCGGCCCCGAUGGGAUUUCACCGGCGCUUUCUACUUCGUGGGCACCGUCGUUUCCACUAUCGGGUUUGGCAUGACCACCCCAGCCACCGUUGGAGGCAAAAUUUUCCUGAUAUUUUAUGGCCUUAUAGGAUGUGCAGGGACCAUUUUGUUCUUUAACCUGUUCCUGGAGCGCUUGAUCACUGUCAUAGCCUACGUUAUGAAGUCCUGCCAUGAGCGACAGCUGAGGAGGAAAGGGGUCCUCCCUCACAAUGGCCGACGGGGCUCAGGGACCUCUGAGGUGGACAGCCUGGCAGGCUGGAAGCCCUCUGUGUACUAUGUCAUGCUGAUUUUAUGUGUAGCAUCACUCAUUAUUUCCUGCUGUGCCUCUGCAAUGUACACACCAAUUGAAGGGUGGAGUUACUUUGACUCACUUUACUUCUGCUUCGUGGCCUUCAGCACCAUCGGUUUUGGUGAUCUGGUCAGUAGCCAGAACAUCAAGUAUGAGAGCCAAGGCCUUUACCGCUUUGGCAAUUUUGUCUUCAUACUUAUGGGAGUGUGCUGCAUCUAUUCCUUAUUUAAUGUGAUCUCUAUUAUCAUCAAACAAUCUAUAAACUGGAUAUUAAAGAAGCUGGACUGUAGGUGCUGCCACAGGUGCCAAAGAAAAUUACUUCGUUCACGGAGGAAUGUAGUAAUGCCAGGAAAUGUGCGCAGCAGGAGAAACAUCUCCAUUGAGACCGACACUGUCAAUGAGAGUGACACAGAUGGACGCCGGCUGUCAGGCGAGAUGAUCUCCAUGAAAGACUUCCUGGCCUCCAAUAAAGUCUCACUGGCCAUCAUGCAGAAACAGCUGUCAGAAACUGCCAAUGGCUAUCCGAGGCAAAUGAGCUCUAACUCAAAGCAAAAUGGAUUCUCUGGUGGAGUUGGAGCCCUAGCAAUUAUGAAUAACAGACUGGUAGAGACAAGUGUGGAUAGGUAA